CGCCUCUUCGCUCUCCUUUCUCCUUGCCACUCAUCGUCACCCAUUCCGUCCCGACGUCCACAUCAACAUGCCACACGCCACCUUUGGUGUGCUGGCGUCCACAGUCACUUCCAACGGCCUCCGACAGCCCAGUGCCUCUCUCCACCGACCACAACCAGUGUCGAACGCUACCCUCCAGGGUCACCGCCUAACUUGUGUUCAUUGCCAGGAAGCCGACCAACCACAUUAGUGCAAGAUCAUCACUAAGCCGCAUCCGUCCCACAUCACCGUCAUGUUCCAGCCUUCGAGCCACGAUUGUGUUUCGAAUUGUGUGAUUUGUGUCUAGUUUCAUUGGUGUUAUUAUAGUUCGGCCUGUGUGCCGAGAUCCUAUUCCGGCCUGCGUGCCAAAGUUUUAUCCUGAUCUGUAUGCCAGUGUCACCUCCCGACUUGCGUGUCGUUGUCUUAUCUCGGCCUGCGUGUCGAAGUUAUAUGUCGGCCUACGUGCCGAUGUCGUAUUCCGGUCUGCGUGCCGCUAUUAUAUCCCGACCUGCAACUCGUUUUCUGGCUCCGUGUCGUAUCCAGUUUCACGUCGUCAGAUCCAGCUCUCCACCUUGAUCGGGCGUCUACUCUUCCGGGUCCCGACAACUCAAGUAGCGUCCCAUCCGAGGACGCUCCUUUGGGCCAGGGUACGUCUUCGUACUCGCCUUUCAUUUAUUUCAUUAUUAUAUUAUUAGCCUGUUACUUAUAUGUUCGUUGGAUCCGCCUCGAGCCUCGAGGUACUAGGGACCGAGGGGGAGACCCGAUCGCUGGCUGCAAGUAGCAUUGACCAGAGGACUUUUGAAUAUUUGGUCAACACAGAAGACAUCUCAGCACACCCCUCCUCCGGGACAUCGCGACUCGCGGUGAUCCAUGGAAAUUGGAAUCCCCAUCCCGAAACACUAAAUAAGGUGAUGAAAAUGCUUGAAGGUGCUCGUAGCCUUCUCAAACCAGAAGGCAUCUUUAUUUCAAUUUCUUUUAGACAGCCACAUUUCCGCGGCCGCUAUUUGAAAGAACCGGCUUUACUAGAGUGGAAGACCUUUGAGGAAGGUUUCCAUUAUUUCUUCUGCAUUCUAAGAAAGGGGAGGCGGACAUUGAAAAGUGAUGAUUCUGAAAAUGAAAGAUUGAGUGAUCCGUCUAUCAAUUUAUUACACGAAGAGCUGGAGGACGAGAAUUACAUGUUCCAUUCCACCUUAUGCAAGGAGCUUGAGAACUAA
Messenger RNA from Zingiber officinale, 1232 nucleotides. Its product is annotated as EEF1A lysine methyltransferase 4-like. Bases 726 to 1232 code for a protein of 168 amino acids. The record is from RefSeq and is a predicted model, not a curated record. The transcript has 4 exons. Lineage: Eukaryota; Viridiplantae; Streptophyta; Magnoliopsida; Zingiberales; Zingiberaceae.